AUGGGUUUCCCUGCAGAUUUGGUACAGAUGAUUGGCCACAUCUACACUGGAGCUACCACGGAAGUAGUUACCCCCCUUGGCAAAACCCAACCGAUACCGAUCCACUCUGGCGUCAAACAAGGAUGCCCCCUCAGCGCCAUUCUUUUUAACCUCUCCAUGGAACUCAUCCUUCGUAAGUGCAUCGCCAAAGCCCAAACUCUACCACGUGGCUCACUUCAACACCAUGGACAAUCUAUCUCAAUCUUGGCAUAUGCUGAUGAUCUCGUCAUCCUCGCCCGCAACAAAGACACGCUGCAGUCACUCCUGAAUGCGGUCUCCUCAGCUGCUGAUCCCACCCCUUCCCUAGUAUCCAAUUUCCUGUCCAACACUCCCGACCGCAACCUUGAAACCAUCCGCUACCGAACAGGCUCCCUCUGGACGCGUACCCGACAAGCCACAAAGACCAUCAAAGUUACCAUCAACGUCCCUGACAAUGGUUCUCCCUCCCUCAGCGCUCCCAACUAUGCUGAUGAAGUGGCCCCCAAAGAUGUGUGUCGCUUCCUCCAUAACGUCGAACGUGAGCAUGCGGCCCAAAACCUUCGUGAAUUACGUGACCAAGGCAAGGUCCCUCGUGCUCUCACCACUGACAAAUUCGCCAAUGGCUCCAACUGGCACUUCACAGGCCUCAACAUCCGAUUUAAAGACUGGAGGUUUAUCCACCGUGCCCGCCUGAAUUGCCUACCAACCAACUCUGUCAAAAGUCGCUGGUCCGAUUGUUCCUCCUCCUGUCGCCACUGCGAAGAAGAUGAGACGCUUCCCCACUUGCUGUGCCAUUGCCCUUCCAACAUGCCAGCCAUUACCACCCGCCACAAUAAGGUUGUAGACCGUCUGACCAACGCUGUCCGUGCUGGAUCUGUUUCAACUGACAAAACUGUACGCGAUAGUGGUUCUCCAGUUCGACCAGACAUUGUUAUUGAAUCCAACUCCCAUGUCACAAUCAUCGACGUCUGCUGCCCCUUCGAGAACGGUCCCGAAGCCCUUGAGGAAGCUGUAGCAUGCAAAGAAGUGAAGUAUGACCACCUGAAGACCUUUUUCGAAUCCCAAGGCAAAUCAUGCGACAUCUUUGGCUUUGCUGUUGGCGCUCUCGGUGCUUGGUUCCCUGGAAACGAGCGUGUCCUUACUGCCCUCAACAUGACUUCUCGGUACAAAAACCUUUUCCGUAAGCUGUGUUGUUCCGACGUCAUCCAAGGCUCAACUGACAUCUACCGCCAACAUCUGGGUUGCGACGAUGUCCUUCCUUAA
Paramuricea clavata is the source of this 1281-nucleotide messenger RNA. NCBI's taxonomy places the organism in Eukaryota, Metazoa, Cnidaria, Anthozoa, Malacalcyonacea, Plexauridae. The record is from the annotation of a GenBank genome assembly.